UAGGAAAAACCUUGUCUACUGUGGAUACAGCCCUUGUUCUCAGCUUCCUUCCUUCUUUUCUCCCUGGGUGUUAAGAGCUUCUGUAGCCUAACUGAAGGUGGCAUCUUCAGAGAGUUAAAAGAAAGAGUCUGAAGAAUUAACUGUGUGAGAUAACCUUCACCAUCAAGUUGUGCAUCUUAUCAGUAGCAUCAAGAGUGACUCAGUUCAGACCUGCAGUUUUUAUUCCUAAAAGCUGAUCGGCUAAAGGAAAAUCUUGUUAUGUGAAGUUUCAAAGGAACUAGUCACUAACUACUGUUGGAUAGGAGGUGGUUGUGGAACACUCAGACUGAGAGAUUUUAAUGGCUUUCAGGUAGAAUCCAAGUGGAGACAAUCAAAAUGAAUUCUAUGGACAGGCACAUACAGCAGACCAACGAUCGGCUGCAGUGCAUAAAGCAGCACUUACAGAAUCCUGCCAACUUUCACAAUGCUGCUACAGAACUCCUGGAUUGGUGUGGGGAUCCAAGAGCAUUUCAGAGGCCCUUUGAACAGAGUCUGAUGGGCUGUUUGACGGUUGUUAGCAGAGUGGCAGCACAGCAAGGCUUUGACCUGGAUCUUGGAUAUAGGCUGCUGGCGGUUUGUGCAGCCAACAGGGACAAGUUCACACCAAAAUCUGCUGCACUCCUCUCAUCGUGGUGUGAAGAGCUGGGACGGUUGUUGCUGCUGCGCCACCAGAAAAGCCGCCAAAACGACCCUCCAGGGAAACUACCCAUGCAGCCACCCAUGAACUCGAUGAGCUCAAUGAAACCCUCCCUUUCACACAGGUGCAUAUGUGACGGCUGCCAUCUUGACAGACCCCAGAGAUUGAAACGGGGACCUCCAGAACUGAAAGCUGAUGGGUCGUUUGCUUAUGAUUCUGUUCCUUGGCAGCAAAACACCAAUCAACCCCCAGGCUCCUUAUCUGUGGUCACUACAGUAUGGGGUGUGACUAAUACAUCCCAGAGCCAGGUCUUGGGAAAUCCCAUGGCAAAUGCUAACAAUCCUAUGAAUCCAGCAGGAAAUCCUAUGGCUUCUGGGAUGACAACCAGUAAUCCUGGCAUGAAUUCGCCUCAGUUUGCUGGGCAGCAGCAGCAAUUUUCAGCCAAGGCAGGCUCCAAUCAGCCAUACAUGCAGCAAGGGAUGUACGGACGGCCCAACUAUCCAGGGAGCGGAGGCUUUGGGGGAAGCUACCCAGGAGGCCCCAAUAACCCUUCAGGGAUGGGGAUCCCACCCCACACCAGGCCGCCUGCUGAUUUCACCCAACCAGCCGCCGCCGCUGCUGCUGCCGCAGUUGCAGCCGCUGCUGCUACAGCCACAGCUACUGCCACAGCCACCGUUGCAGCCCUCCAGGAAACACAGAACAAAGAAAUGAAUCAGUAUGGACCGGUUUGUUCCUCUUUCCAGAUGGGUCCAACUCAGGCUUACAACAGCCAAUUCAUGAACCAGCCUGGUCCUCGUGGCCCUGCUUCCAUGCCGGGCAGCAUGAAUCCUGCAACAAUGGGAGCAGGCAUGACGCCCUCCAAUAUGACCGGGCCACCUAUGGGCAUGAACCAGCCCAGGCCACCUGGAAUGAGUCCCUUCAACCAUGGCCAAAGGAUGCCGCAGCAAGCCUACCCUGGCCCACGCCCCCAGUCUUUGCCUAUGCAAGGCAUGAAGAGACCAUAUCCAGGAGAGCCAAAUUAUGGAAACCAGCAGUAUGGACCAAAUAGCCAGUUUCCAUCCCAGCCUGGUCAGUAUCCAGCUCCCAACCCUCCAAGACCCCUUACGUCUCCCAACUACCCUGGACAAAGAAUGCCAAACCAGCAAACCACAGGACAAUAUCCUCCUCCAACAGUCAACAUGGGGCAAUAUUACAAGCCAUCAAGGCCUGUUCCUGUAGCAAAUUACCCUCACUCACCUGUUCCAGGAAAUCCCACACCACCUAUGACACCAGGGAGCAAUAUUCCUCCAUACCUGUCCCCUAAUCAAGAUGUCAAACCGCCAUUCCCGCCUGACAUUAAGCCAAAUAUCAAUGCAUUACCACCACCUCCAACCAACCAUAAUGAUGAACUGCGGCUGACGUUCCCUGUGAGAGAUGGAGUUGUAUUAGAACCUUUCCGGCUGGAGCACAACUUGGCAGUCAGCAACCACGUCUUUCACCUACGGCCCACCGUCCAUCAGACACUAAUGUGGAGGUCAGACUUGGAGCUCCAGUUCAAGUGCUAUCAUCACGAAGAUAGACAGAUGAACACCAAUUGGCCAGCAUCAGUUCAGGUCAGCGUCAACGCAACUCCGCUUACCAUCGAACGUGGCGACAACAAGACAUCACAUAAACCCCUGCACCUAAAGCACGUCUGCCAGCCAGGAAGAAACACAAUUCAGAUUACCGUCACGGCAUGCUGUUGUUCACAUUUGUUCGUAUUGCAGUUAGUACACCGGCCAUCAGUGCGUUCAGUACUUCAGGGCUUACUAAAGAAACGUCUCCUUCCAGCUGAACACUGUAUCACUAAAAUCAAGAGGAAUUUUAGCAGCGUGGCAGCAUCCUCUGGCAACGCAACUCUCAAUGGUGAGGAUGGAGUGGAGCAGACAGCUAUCAAAGUGUCUCUGAAGUGUCCAAUCACAUUCCGUCGGAUCCAGCUUCCCGCAAGAGGCCAUGAUUGCAAACAUGUACAGUGUUUUGAUCUGGAAUCCUACUUGCAGCUGAACUGUGAACGUGGGACGUGGAGGUGUCCUGUAUGCAAUAAAACAGCUUUGCUGGAAGGCCUGGAGGUUGACCAGUAUAUGUGGGGCAUUCUGAACGCAAUACAGAACUCUGAGUUUGAAGAAGUCACAAUCGACCCAACGUGCAGCUGGAGGCCUGUCCCAAUCAAAUCAGACAUUCACAUCAAAGAUGAUCCUGACGGCAUUCCUUCCAAGAGGUUUAAAACGAUGAGUCCUAGCCAGAUGAUCAUGCCGAAUGUGAUGGAGAUGAUUGCAGCUUUGGGUCCAGGCCCAUCACCAUAUCCAUCAAUCCCACCUCCACCUGGCGGUACAAGUUCCAAUGAAUACAGUAACCAAGGUAGCAAUUACCAAGGUCACAGCAAUUUCGAUUUCCCUCAUGGGAAUCCUGGUGGAACGUCUAUGAAUGACUUCAUGCAUGCGCCCCAGCUCUCACACCCUCCAGACAUGCCCAGUGGCAUGGCAGCUCUUGACAAACCCCUAAGUCAUCCCAUGCAAGACUCUAUCCCUCAUCCCGGCAGCACUGAUCAGUCCCAUAGUUCCAUGCAGCAAGGUUUGCACGUACCUCAUCCCAGCAGCCAGUCAGGGCAGCCAUUACAUCACAGCGGUCCUCCUACCCAGCAGUCCCGGCAGCCACCACAGGCCGCUUCUAGCAACCAUCCACACAGUGACCUGGCCUUUAACCCUUCCUCAGCCUUAGAAGGUCAGGCUGGUGGCCAGGGAGCAUCUGACAUGCCGGAGCCUUCGCUGGAUCUGCUUCCAGAACUCACAAAUCCAGAUGAGUUACUUUCAUACCUGGAUCCUCCUGACUUACCAAGCAAUAGCAAUGACGACCUUCUUUCUCUUUUUGAGAACAACUGAAGCCUUCAGCGUUUCGUUCCCCGCACCUCUCACUUGUUUGACACAUUUGUAGCUUCACAGUGAGGAAUCCCAAACCAACCUUUUUCACGAGGACAAACUCACAACUUGAGCGAAUGGUGCACACUCCCGACUUUCUUCAUCUCGGAACUGCUUGAGUCAAGCUUCAUUCAUUGUGGUGGAGAAAAGCAAGAGGACAAUAAGAUGGUGACCUCACAGACUGCCGCUCUGUAGUCGCAGGCCAUUUGUGCAGCAGGGGAAGACCUCACUUGUAAUUUUGCAGAGAGACAGAGAACAGGUUUUUGAUGUGCAUAGUGAGAUGUAUCCCAAUAGAAACCUGUCACUCAACAAAGGAAGAAAGAAAGAAAAGGCAGCAGAACUACUCUAAAUGACCAGUUUCAGAAUGUCCUUCCAACUCGUGUUCUUCCAUGGGUUUUCCCCCCUUUUGCUGUAGCGUCUGUUCCACUGUGUUCCUUCCCAAGUUGUGCAGGCCUUUGUACGUUUUUGUCAGACAGAACAUGGACAAAACUUGGCAGCACAUGCAGACUAGCCAAACAAACUCAGAACCAUAACACGCAUACCAAAAAGCACAAAAAAUAAAGUUGUCAUACGUUGGGGAAAACAAAUACAAAAUGCAUCAAAAGGAGGCAUCUGUUUGACAAUGAAUUCUCCAUGGUAGAAGAGUCCUGCAGAUAUCCUGGCUGUGGCAAGCGUGGUUUUUCCCCCCCUAAUGUGUUGUUUUUAUUAUUAUUAAUCUUGUGGGCAUAAUAACUCCUUCCUCUAACACAGACACUUGGAUAUCUUGUUUUCUUUUGUCCUGUUCUUUCCCUUGUUUUUCUUUUCUUAGAGGGACUUGAUUUCAAAUUACCAACUUUUAAUAAUAUAGUAGCCAGACAUUUUUUUUAAAAAAAUGGGGGAGGGAUAUUUGCGUAUGAAGUAGAGGAAGGAGACAAGCUAUUAAAUGUUUUAAUCCAAAAGCUUUCAGUUUUUGUAAUUUAUGAAGAGUAAACCAUUGCUCAGUUCCCAGCAGAAAAAAAAUGUGGCAAAGGUGUGAAAUAAUACCUCUCACUUUGAGAUGAAGGAAUGGGAAGAGAGGAAACUGCUCACUCUUGCUUUCAAUAGUUGACUUGAAAGAGGCAACUGCAGUGCUAGGGACACCUUACAUCCCUUCAUGUUUUGUUUGUUUGUUUGUUUCCAGAUUGUGGUAUGUGCUCAGUGUUUUCUUUUUCAGAUUUGUAUCAUCUUGCUGCCAGGCCCUUCACCUUUCUUUUUAAGACUAUAUUUCCAAGUAUAAUGGGCGCGGGAAGAAUAAGUCAGUUUGGUACAGUAGCGUUGCAAGAUUCUUGUGCCACAAUGCUUCCGUUGUAUUUGUGCUUCUCAUGUGGUUGCUUCCCUCCUGCAUGAGCUUCCAGUUGCUUCUGGGCCCAUUUCUGUGCUCUCCGUCGGUCUCUCUUUAUAAAUUAUGUAUAGUACCUGUGUGUUAAGACGUGCAUGUGUGCCAACUCUGCCCUUGUGGGCCAACAUUUCAUAGUCUGCCUACUGUGUACAGAUAUUGCUUAUUUUGUGAAUAGAGAAACCUUGAUUGCUUCCUUCCUCGUACAGAAUCAAAUCAAAUAUCUCCGUAUUUGAUUUCAGCAGUAGGCCUUCAGCUUUGUCCCAAAUGAACUUUUUUGCUUGUUGGUUUCAGUGUGUAAACUUUGCCCACCUUGCCCUCUGUGAAUGGCAUGGCGUGUGCGUUCCAUUCUGAAUUUCCUCUCUUCACCAAAGUCAUGCUUGUAAAUUCUUGGAAUAUUUGUCCUAAGCAUCUUCCACCACUGCUGUAUAUGCAUCUUGAGAUGUAUAUAUGUAUGUGUGUGUAUACCGACACACACACAUACACAUAUAUAUGCUAGUCCACAGCACCUUGCUGUAGAUAUUACGGGAAAUGGCAGUUUUAGGUCCUCUGUUACUUUCCAGUAGGAGUGUUGAAUUUGUAAAACAUUUUAUGUAGAGAUAUUCUUACAUUUACAUUUCCCCCCCCCAAAAAAAACCCUUUUUAUUGCUGUUCUUUUUCUUAUUUCAAAAAAAAAGUGCUGUUCAUUAUGCAAAAUCAAUUAUUUUAAGAAUUAUUAUUGUAAAUAUCUUUUGUGAAUAUUUUAGAAUUAUCUUUCAUUACUAUAAUCAGCGUUUUCAUCAUCUGGUUAUACAUGUGUUUUUAAAAUACAUAGUCAAGGAACAGAAGUGGGUCUUUUUUCUCUUGCCCCCCCCCUUUUUUUUUCCUUUUCCUUUUUCUGUUUCAUAAAGAUUUCUUGGUCUAAUGGAGCAUUUCCUUUUGAUAAAUUUGCCCCAUCACAAACAAGUUUAAUACAUCUGCUGCCAUGCCCUAGGAACGGCAAUUCCAUCUAUCCUUUUGAUCUGUAGAAUAAAGACACCACUUUUAAAGAUCUUUCUUAGGUCUCUUUGAAAAUGAUGCUGUCCUAUUAUUCAGCAGAGAGAGGAAAGCAUGCAAAAGAUCUCUGCUAUUGGAAUCCUGGGUUACUAUGUGGUGCCAGAAUUGGGAUGGGAUACCACCAUGACACUGAAAAGCUUCCUCCCCUAAGAAAUGCAGUGGCAGAUUGUUGAUUUUGGUGUUGUUGUUUUGCAGUUUUUUGUGUGUGCUACAAUAGCUUUCCCCUGUGUUUUUCUGCAUCUGUUACAUAACUAUUAAAAUCAUUUGUAUGGGCAGCUAAAAAUAAGCACACUUUGUGUCGCCCCACUGCUCUUCGUUUUUAAAUGCAGCCAUGACACCAACUGCCCACUAAACCAAACACAGCACAUGAGUCUUGCCCCACUUGGGGCUCAUUGAAGUUCCUGGUUUUGACAUCUGCCAAAAGGGGAAAUUUCAGUCACCUGGGAGGCUGCAAUAAAUGGCUGGUGACUUGAUGGCCUAUACAUUGUUUUGGGCCUGAGUUAAGCCAUAUACUUUGUUUUUGUCUGUUCAGAUUGUAUUGAUUUUUUUGGAUUGCUCAUCCAUUACUGAAUAAGAGCCUAACUGAGCUAAAUGCUUGAACAGGGGAAUUCUCACUCCUUCUGUUUCACUGAAAACAGAAUGAUUAGAAGCAGAUAUAUUAAUGAUUACUUAUUGCUAAUGGCAAUCUAAAUGCAUCAUUAUAAGUAGCUGUUCAGAAGAUAUAAGAGGAAUGAAAUUCUGAGGCUAGGAAUGUGUUUUAUAUCAGGUUUUCCCCUGUUUAGAGAGGCAUUUCUUGUAGCAGCAACAAAUCAAUAUGCAUGUCUGACAGCUAUAGAUCUUCUGUAUACUGUCUGCAGAAAGAGGGUACAGGUUGACCAAAAUACAAGGGCUAUCUUAGCUGGGCUUGUGAACAGACGAAAGUAGCUGCUAAGAUCCUGCCAUGCACUUGCAUCACAUUUUAUUAAAGGGCAAAUUUAGCAUAUGGGCAUCUUUUGUAAAGCCAGCCCAGAAUCCUCCCUAUACACAAAACAUGCAACGAUUAUUCAUCAGCAUAUUAUAAAAUUACCAGGAUUGUCUUAGAAUAGGGGGGAAAGUUGAUUUUUAAUCUGUGCACUGCCAAAACCUAUGAAAUAAUGUGCAGCACAAUCCUAUGCAUGACUACUAAAAGGAAGUCCUGUUAAAUUCAGUGGGGCUUUCUCCCAGGUAACUGUAUGGGAUUGCAGCCUUAAGGAAUUAACUUUGUGUCUGGGGAGGAGGGGGGGAAUUGCAUCCCCACAGUAUUUUUAUUCAUUAUUAUUUCCUGUUUCAGGGGCAUUUGGGUUGUUGUUUUUGUUGUUUUAGCAGUUUCCCUAUAGAUACCCACCUGGAAAAGCACCCACAGAGAUUUAUAGUUCUACUGCCAAGACAUUACUAUUAUUGUUAUUAUAGGAUGAUGAAAACACACUAAUGUCUGCAGUGGAGACUCCAGGGACAUCUGUACAUAUGUAAAUGGAAAAUAGAGACACGUUCACAGAAAUGCAUUCAUUUUCCUUGGAAUGUGCAUUGUUUUUAUUUCGCAGGGGGGAAAUAAAGCUUGGAGAUCCAUCCUAUGUGGGAAAUGAAUCCUGUUUGUUAGGCGUUUGUGCAGUCUCCACAUUUGUUUCACUUCUUGUAAUAUACUCUGGAUCCUUUGUGAAAAUAAUUUCUGUUGCUUUUUUUGUUUUGUUUUGUUUUACCUUCAUGUAAUAAUUAGCUUAAGUGUAUUAGUCUUAUCACCUGUGUAUUUUUAGGGUGCUAAAAUAAUGAAGAAAAUAAGGGGGUUAAAUAAUAAAAAAAAAAGAUUGUAACCAAAUUCAUACUUUGUACAAUUUUUUGAUAUUGUGAUCAGAGAAGAAUAAAAAAAGUACAAUCUGAAUUAACAUGCAAAAAUGGCCAUUGUCUUUGUUUGUACAUUGUAUGUACAGUACAAUGCAAUCAUUUCAUACUUUAAAACUGGUCAGAAAAAUAAUUGUGAUUUUUAGUCUUGCAAAACUGUAUGUAGUUAGAUGAUGUGACAACCUAAUAUUUAUCUAAUAAAUAUGUAUUCAAAUGAAACCUG
Molecule: messenger RNA, 8075 nt
Organism: Sceloporus undulatus (fence lizard)
Lineage: Eukaryota; Metazoa; Chordata; Lepidosauria; Squamata; Phrynosomatidae
Gene: ZMIZ1
Product: zinc finger MIZ-type containing 1
Exons: 24
Coding region: 376-3573 (1065 amino acids)
Biological process (GO): protein sumoylation; regulation of transcription by RNA polymerase II
Molecular function (GO): zinc ion binding; SUMO ligase activity
Source: RefSeq, a predicted model, not a curated record